AUCUGCCGCGCACUCUGCGCUGUCCAAACUCUCUGCCACCGGGAAUAUUACGCGCGUUUUUGUCAUAGGUUGUUGUAUUACCACAUUGGGAAAUUUAGGGCGAUUGUUUCAUGGUCGACUUGGGUUGCAUGCAUCAAUGCCAAGAAAUUUCAUUAGGGGAACUUUGCCCAAGGAAAACGAGAGCCAUCUGUGUAGGAUGGAGCCGGUGGCCAAGGAGAGAGGGACAACAGAGAAUGGAGGCAGCUCCUCUACGAGGGAGCAACGCUCCUCCUGCUCCAGCCUCAAGAUGUUCCUUGUGGCCCUAUCGUUUGCCUACUUUGCCAAGGCCUUGUCUGGCAGCUACAUGAAGAGCACAAUAACCCAGCUGGAGAGGCGCUUUGACAUCCCCAGUUACCUAACAGGCGUCAUCGACGGGAGCUUUGAGAUAGGUAACCUGUUGGUGAUAGCAUUCGUGAGUUACUUUGGUGCAAAGCUGCAUCGGCCCAAGAUCAUAGCCAUGGGCUGUGUACUGAUGGCAGUGGGAACAUUCAUCAUCGCUCUGCCACACUUCCUCAUCGGACGCUAUAAGUUCGAAACGUCAAUCCGAUCGUCAGUGAAUUCAACCAAUAACCUCUCUCCAUGUCCAGCGCGCCUGUUGUCACCCUCCUCGCAAGCUUCGGGUGACCCGCUUUCUGAGGCACCAAGCACAGGGACAGUAGGUUGUGAAGGAGAGUCCAACCUCUCCAUGUGGAUCUAUGUGUUCCUGGGGAACGUCUUACGAGGGAUCGGGGAGACUCCAGUGCAGCCCCUUGGGAUCUCGUAUAUAGAUGAUUUCGCCAGGGAGGAAAAUGCUGCAUUUUACAUUGGCUGCGUUCAGACCAUAGCAGUCAUUGGUCCUGUGUUUGGCUAUUUACUGGGAUCCCUGUGUGCCAAAAUAUAUGUGGACAUUGGAUUUGUCAACAUGGAGAGUAUCACCAUAAGCCCCGGUGAUGCUCGCUGGGUGGGGGCCUGGUGGUUAGGUUACCUUAUUGCUGGGGUAAUCACCCUGCUUUCAGCCAUCCCCUUUUGGUUCCUGCCCCGUUCCCUGCCCAUCCCGUCAGACCGAGGCCCAGCCCAGUGCACCCCGGAGCGUACUAGCUUCAUCAAAGACCCCCCUCUACUGGAGCAUAAGUACCAAGCCGACGAGCCAGCUGGCUUUCUGGAGAUGGCCAAAGAUUUCAUACCAACGUUGAAAACCCUCCUGGGGAACCCAGUGUACUUCAUCUACCUGUGUGUGACCAUCGUUCAGCUGAACUCUCUCAUCGGCAUGGUAACCUACAAGCCCAAGUACAUAGAGCAACAUUACGGACAGUCCGCAUCAAAAGCCAAUUUCCUGAUGGGUACAAUCAACAUCCCUGCCGUGGCGUUGGGAAUUUUCACUGGCGGCCUGCUCAUGAAGAGGCUGAAGCUGAGCAUCAUGGGAGCAGCCAAGUUUGCGUUCGGCACCUCUCUGAUAGGCUACUUCCUAUCCCUCUUCUUCUUCGUCAUGAGCUGCGAGAACGUCAAAGUGGCUGGGAUCACGCUGCCCUACAACAGGGUGGGUGGUGUAUCGUAUGAGGAGCGCUCAGUAUUCUCAGCCUGUAACUCCGACUGUGUUUGUUCAGGCAGAGACUGGGACCCUGUCUGUGGAGAAAACGGCAUCACGUACGUCUCUCCCUGCCUGGCUGGCUGCCAGACCUCCACAGGAUCAGGGAAGAACACGGUGUUCUCUAACUGUAGCUGUGUGGUGGCAGCAGGGCUGAGCAGUGGUAACCUGACAGCCAGUGUAGGCCACUGUCCUCACAGAGACGACUGUGACCGUGUCUUCCCUUACUUCCUGGCUCUUUCUGUCAUCACUUCCUUUAUCAUCUCCCUGGGUGGCACGCCAGGCUACAUGGUCCUCAUCAGGUGUAUCAAGCCUCAACUGAAGUCCUUAGCUCUGGGGUUCCAUACUCUGUCCACACGUACACUUGCGGGCAUCCCAGCGCCCAUCUACUUUGGGGCGGUCAUCGACACCACGUGUCUGAAGUGGGGCCAGAAGAGAUGCGGAGGGAGAGGAGCCUGUCGGAUAUACAACACUACAGCAUACAGGAUAGCUUACCUGGGUCUGACUAUGGGCCUGAGGACAGUUUCCUUUCUGCUGUGUAUACUGGGAUUCGUGCUGCUCAAACAACACCUGCGGAGAGAGGAAUGCAGCGCCCACCAAGUGGCCAAUGGCGGAGCAGAACUGGAGGCACUCAGGAAAGAGGAGGUCCUAGCCUCCAACUCGGACCAAUCGCUACAGACUUCCACAACAGACUACAACAACACAGAGAGAGAGACACGGCUGUGACAGUUUGAGACAAUCUCCCCUGAUCCCUCACGUCUCAGACACACACAAACACUAGAUUUGCAGGAACCAACAACGGGCUGUGCCUGACCAUCUCAUCUCAUAGAACAUAAAUUAUGUAUUUGUACUGGACCUGUCUAGGUUAUGUAUAUUUAAAAAUAUACAGUUGAAGUCGGAAGUUUACAUACACCUUAGCCAAAUACAUUUAAACUCAGUUUUUCUACAAUUCCUGACAUUUAAUCCUAGUAAAGAUUCACUGUCU
Messenger RNA from Oncorhynchus mykiss (rainbow trout), 2588 nucleotides. The record is from RefSeq and is a predicted model, not a curated record. Lineage: Eukaryota; Metazoa; Chordata; Actinopteri; Salmoniformes; Salmonidae.